AUGGCAAGCGAGAAGCACAAAAUUGCCCCAGACCGCGUGUCCGGCGCAAGUCCCCUCACCCAACCAGCCCACACGCUCACCCACGAAGCCGUGAUCAGGGAACUGGGCACGGGACUAGACGACGGUCUAAGUCCAGAAGAAGCCAAGCAGCGACUGCUGGACUACGGGCCAAACAAACUCGACGAAGAUGAAGGCGUCUCGGUGAUCAAAAUCCUGGUCCGCCAGGUCGCCAAUGCAAUGAUGCUAGUGCUCAUUCUCGCCAUGGCAGUUAGCUUCGGGAUCCAGUCAUGGAUCGAGGGUGGUGUCAUCUCCGCUGUCAUCAUCCUUAAUAUCAUUGUCGGGUUCUUCCAAGAAUAUGCUGCUGAAAAAACGAUGGAGUCGUUGCAUUCGUUGUCGUCGCCGACUGGUACUGUUUCCAGAGGUGGGCAGACUAUCUCUGUGCCUUCUGCCGAGAUUGUUCCUGGUGAUAUGGUUGAGUUGAGGACGGGGGAUACUAUUCCUGCUGAUAUUCGUCUUGUCGAAGCAGUCAACUUCGAGACCGACGAGGCUCUGCUCACUGGCGAGUCCCUUCCAGUCCAGAAAGAAUAUGACGCCAUCUUCAAGGAGGACACCGGCCCUGGAGAUCGACUCAACAUCGCCUACAGCUCGAGCACUGUCACGCGUGGACGUGCUCGCGGUGUGGUUGUGAGCACAGGCAUGGCCACCGAAAUCGGUUCUAUCGCUCUCGCACUCCGAGCCAGCGAUAGCAAGCGUCGUCCAGUCAAGCGCGGUCCAAACGGCGAGGUCAAAAGACGAUGGUAUGCUUUAGCCUGGACAUUGACUGGAACAGACGCCGUAGGUCGGUUCCUCGGUGUCAACAUCGGAACGCCCUUGCAAAGAAAAUUGUCCAAACUAGCCUGCUUACUCUUCGGGGUUGCUGUGGUUUUUGCGAUCGUCUGCAUGGCCGCAAACCUUUUCAGUAGCAAUACUGAAGUGAUCAUGUACGCUGUCGCGACGGGUAUCAGUAUGAUUCCGGCGUGUUUGGUGGUUGUCCUUACCAUCACGAUGGCAGUUGGGACUAAGCGCAUGGUUGAGCGGAAUGUUAUUGUCCGCAAGCUCGAUUCUCUAGAAGCCUUGGGUGCGGUCACUGAUAUCUGUUCGGACAAGACUGGGACAUUGACGCAGGGAAAGAUGGUUGUUAAAAAGGCUUGGAUUCCCUCUCGUGGAACAUAUUCAGUCGGUACCUCUAACGAGCCGUUCAACCCUACUGUUGGAACUGUCGCAUUUACUCCCUUAUCGCCUCGCGAUUUCAACGAUAGCCAGGAACAUACACCCGCAGAGAAUCCGGAGAAUCUGGUCGCAGGAAAUCGCCAGCUCGAAGACUUCUUGGAUGUGGCGUCUAUGGCCAACCUCUCCCAUGUCUACAAGUCUGAAGAAGAAGGCGAAUGGAAAGUCCGAGGGGAACCCACGGAAAUUGCCAUCCAAGUUUUCGCUUCCCGCUUCAACUGGAAUCGGGACCGCUGGACCAAAGGUCAGGGCGCAACAUGGUUUCAAAAAGCUGAAUUUGGAUUCGAUUCGACUGUGAAGAAAAUGUCCGUGAUUUUCAGCAAGAUGACUUCCCAGGACAAUCGUACUAUGGUUUUCACUAAGGGUGCAGUCGAGCGUGUCAUCGAGUCCUGCGUCUCAGUGAUUUGGGACCAAGAUUCUUCCACGGCAGUCCCAAUGACCCAAGACCAUCGCGAUCAGAUUCUCCAAAACAUGGAAGAACUUGCCAAGCUAGGCCUACGAGUGUUGGCAUUGGCACAUCGCCCAUACACUGAUCAACCUCAAAUCCUCGAAGGAGCUGAUCUAGAGCGCGAAAGUGUCGAGAAAGAUCUAUGCUUCCUGGGAUUAAUCGGUCUAUAUGAUCCACCGCGUCCGGAAACCGCAGCCUCGAUUCAAGCUUGCUACCGAGCUGGCGUUACAGUUCACAUGGUGACUGGGGACCACCCUGGCACCGCCAAAGCUAUUGCUCAACAAGUUGGAAUUCUACCAGACUUUAAUUCCGUGGCAGCCGAUGUCGCGGACGCCAUGGUCAUGACCGCCGGUCAGUUCGAUAAACUUACGACCGAGCAGAUCGAUGCUCUUCCAACACUCCCUUUAGUUAUUGCACGCUGCACCCCACAGACCAAAGUCCGCAUGAUUGACGCCCUUCAUCGUCGAGGCCGUUUCGUUGCCAUGACCGGCGACGGUGUGAACGAUUCUCCUUCGCUCAAGCAUGCAGACGUUGGCAUCGCGAUGGGACAAGCCGGAUCCGACGUAGCGAAAGAUGCGUCUGAUAUCAUUCUCACCGACGAUAACUUUGCGUCAAUUCUCAACGCCGUCGAAGAAGGCCGUCGCAUAUUCGACAAUAUUCAGAAAUUCGUGCUUCAUCUCCUCUCCGAAAACAUCGCACAAGCCUGCACCCUACUCAUCGGCCUAGCCUUCAAGGACGCAGACAAUCAAUCAGUCUUCCCUCUUUCCCCAGUCGAAAUCCUCUGGAUUAUCAUGAUCACCUCCGGCAUGCCGGACAUGGGACUGGGAAUGGAAGUCGCCACGCCAGACAUUAUGGACCGUCCCCCGCAAAGCAAAAAAGGAAUCUUCACCUGGGAAGUAAUUAUCGACAUCGUGGUCUACGGCCUCUGGACCGCAGCACUCUGUCUCGCGGCAUUCUCUGUCCGGAUGUGGGGAUUUGGCGACGGUAAUCUCGCCCGCGGCUGCAACAAGGAAUGGUCAGAGGAGAUCAAAGAUUGCGAACUGGUUUUCCGAGCCCGAGCAACAACCUUCGUGUGCCUUACUUGGUUCGCACUAUUUCUUGCGUGGGAAAUGGUUAACAUGCGCCGGUCUUUCUUCCGCAUGCAACCCAAAUCUACGAAGUAUUUCACUCAGUGGAUGUAUGAUGUUUGGCGGAACAAGUUCCUUUUCUGGUCUAUAAUGGCUGGAUGGAUUACUAUGUUUCCUAUUCUUUAUAUCCCGGUCUUGAAUGACGUUGUCUUCAAGCACAAGCCUAUUACCUGGGAAUGGGGUAUUGUUGCUGUCGAGGCUGUUCUUUUUUUCCUGGGUGUUGAAGCUUGGAAAUGGGCUAAGCGCGUGUUUUUCCGACGCAGGGAGUACAAGAAUGCGACGUUGAGAUCGUUGGAGCAGAUCUCGGAACAAGCCUAA
Molecule: messenger RNA, 3159 nt
Organism: Penicillium argentinense
Lineage: Eukaryota; Fungi; Ascomycota; Eurotiomycetes; Eurotiales; Aspergillaceae
Product: cation-translocating P-type ATPase
Exons: 3
Coding region: 1-3159 (1052 amino acids)
Biological process (GO): intracellular calcium ion homeostasis; calcium ion transmembrane transport
Cellular component (GO): plasma membrane
Molecular function (GO): ATP binding; ATP hydrolysis activity; P-type calcium transporter activity
Source: RefSeq, a predicted model, not a curated record